CACGCCUUACCCAUCUACUUCCAUGUACCCAUUUGUUUUCACUACUCCUUCAACGGUUUCUGUAUAAAAGGACGACUUAGACGCGUAUAACGUGCACGAUCAGGAUGUCACAUUUAUUUCAAGAGCUAGGUGCCGGCGCAUUCCAGGCAUUUCGAACGAUAAUACCAGAACCACAUAACCGAGUGCCAAUAUCUUUCGAUGCCAUACCUUCUAUCCUCGUGUCAUAUGUGCCAUUUCUGUUCAUGGCAUUUCUCGCGCGGCAGGAAAACACCUAUAUCAUAAGGCUACUGUUGCUACCGACUGUCAUUACUGCGUCCCUCGGAACCUCAUUUCGGUAUUAUUGGACAAUACCGAUGAUGAAUACCUGCAAUUGGGGCUCAUGCCUGAGUGCUUUUGUCAUUAUUGGGAAAGCUCUGGACUACACGUUUCAUAAGGAAGGCGUGCUCAGAGUAGAUGAAGUAUGCCCCGGUCAAUCCAAGGGCAAAGCUACCGCAAAUGGGUCUGCUAAUGGUCACAUCAGUCCACCAGUAGGCGGGCGUUCGAUUGCCCCGUGGUUAACGGAUGUCGUUCAACUCACUACCUCCAUGCGUGGUAUUAGUUGGAAGUACGGCCAAGAAACUUACGUACCUAAGGAAUCGCGUCCACUAGACCGCAGUCCUUUCGUAAACGCCACUAUCAUCGCCAUGCUAAAGAACUUUCUUAUCAUGGACACUCUGGAGUUCAUUCUAAAGCUUUUCCCCGGCGUCGGAUCGGUCUUUGGGGGCUCUAUGUUCUACUAUCAUCUUCCGCCCAUCUCACGAUAUGCCGUAUCUACGUUUAUUCAUAUUCUGUCCGGCAGUUGCCUACUAGCCGGAUUUGAAGCUAUAUACCAAUUGGUGACCAUUGUUGCUGUUGGGAUUUUUGACGAUUCCCCUUUGUCUUGGCCUCCCAUCCUAGAUUCUCCCUGGCUUUCAGAGUCCAUGCAUGAAUUGUGGUCCAAGAGGUGGCACCAGCUACUUCGUCGGACAUUCAUGGUUUAUGGAGGCUAUCCAGGGAAAUGGAUUGCGGGUGACUUUGGCAUGGUAUUGGGAAUCUUCAUUGCCUCUGGACUAUACCACGAGUUAUCGAUGUACGCAAUGGGCAGAGGACUCGACCCUGCACCUGUGAUUUUCUUUGCUCUACAAGCACCUAUUUUGGUUAUUGAACGCCUCUGGCGAAGGAUCACAGGCCGAAGAGUUGGUGGGUGGUAUGGACGGCUGUGGGUGUACUUCGUCACGUUUGUCCUGGCACAGCCGAUGAUUAAUUCGUGGCACAGGCGUGGACUUGCUGGGGGCUUAAUUCUACCGCCAUUCUUGAGCCCGACAAGGCUACUCGUCCCUAUCUUUUUACGAUUUAUAAACCCUUCUGACUGAACUAAUAAUAUAUACCGCACAUCUAGGAUCUUGAGUACCACAUAUAUUAUAAUAAUAUAU
Desarmillaria tabescens is the source of this 1451-nucleotide messenger RNA. RefSeq lists its product as uncharacterized. The transcript is spliced from 4 exons. The record is from RefSeq and is a predicted model, not a curated record. Lineage: Eukaryota; Fungi; Basidiomycota; Agaricomycetes; Agaricales; Physalacriaceae. Bases 105 to 1391 code for a protein of 428 amino acids. Gene Ontology annotation, biological process: lipid metabolic process.